UGAAGGAAGUGGAACUAUAUGGCGGUGAACUUCGAGAUGAAUAAGGAUUUUACGAUCGGACAAAUAUAAUGGAGGCUUGUGGAUUAGGAAUUUUAUGUUGUUUGAGGAGAUAUCAUCAACCUAGAAAUUCACAGCCCAGAGAGCUUCCUCAAGUACAGCUAGAUACAGGGCAUAUGGGAAAUGAGGUCGUCAUUGUGAAAUCCGGUAAAAGGAUAUGUGGUUCUGGGGCAGCUUUAGCGAAUGCGGCGAUCCUUCAAAAUAAAUGCUACUUUGAAAUGAAAAUACAAUCUGGAGGCCUGUACCUAUGACCAUGUAGAGCUUAAUUUCUAUCACAAUGGGAAGCAUUUGCACUGUCCUAUAACGGGUGUGAAAGGAACAGUAUACCCAGUAUUUUAUGUUGAUGAUGGUUCAAUCCUAGAUGUUUGUUUCAGUGAAUUUGUUUUUCACGCACCAGAGGGCUUCCAGAAGAUUAUGUUUGAGAAAAAUCUGCUAUGACCCAUUGCUAAAUGAGUUGCAUUUAAUUUAGAAUUGUACCUAAAAUAAUUAAUUUUCUCAUUACAAAAUAGUGUUGUAGUUUUAAAUUUUCAGGUUGAAAUGACUUGAAACUAGGCUCAAUCAUAUUUUCUAUUGUUUCAAGUAGAUUACCAUUAUUAUUCAAUAGAGGAAGAAACAUAUAAACUUAGUUUGAAUUCAUUUUAACCUGAAUUUCAAUCCAACCUAUAAUAUCAUAAAACAGUGUGUGGUAUAAUAAAUGACUUUGAUGCUUUCAGUAUAAAAUUCUUGUGUCUUUUAUAUCAUAAUGAAUGUAAUUAGUAUCCUCAAAUUGGUGAAUUCAGUUUCCAAGUGGAUGCCCACAUGUUACUAGUUAUGUCAUAAAAGCAAUAGAACACAUAUUUUCUGGGCUCUAUAAUGUGAUAAAGCCUUUUAGGAUGUUGGAGGAACACAUUGAAAGCUUAUAAAUCUCUCCCCUAUGGCUUUUGAUUUAUAAAUAAGCUUUGCUUGUGUUCUGCCAACAUCCUGUGUGGCUUUGUCACAUUCUAGAGCCUGGAAAAAUGUGUUGUAUUGCUUAAGUAGAGUUUAGAAGAAAUAGAGGUUUAUAUUAGAAGAUAUGCAUAUCUUAUUUUAAGUAGAAAAUAAAAUAUAUGUUAUGUAACUCAACAUUGAGGAUUAUAAAUGUAGAGCUGGUUAUUAAUAUGUCAUGACUUUAUGCAAUCGGUGCUUCUUAGGCUUUCUCUAGAAGAAGGUUGAUUUAACUUAAAAAAACGUCCUUCCACUGUUAGCUUUUGGCUCUCUUACACUGUUUUCGAAAAUAUAUGUUCUGAUAAAAGAUUCAGCUACAUUGAGGAUUUUUGAGGAUGCAAUUUUGUUAAAGAAUGGCUAAACUUUCAUAAUCCAUACAGUUUUCUUGAAGCCAAUAUUCUUUGCUAGAAUUGUGUUUUACUAUUUUAAGGUUUGGAGAUAUAUGACAAGGUAUAUAACAAAUCUGACCAGUUUCAAACAGUACUGGCCAGUUAUUCAUUUCUCAAUUAAUUUUUCUACUAUUCAAUAACUAGCAAUAUAUUCACACAGAUAAAGAUUUCAAAGAUUUGGAAAAUGUUCAGCUCUGUAUAAGGCUAAGAGGGUAAUUAAGAGUCUGAAAGAAUUAAUUAAUGAUAAAUAUAGAACAGAGAUAAAUUUUUUCUCUUCUCUCUCCAAUCAUGAAUUCUAUUAACUUUUCCAAAUGGAGUAACAUUUUUCUUAUGGUCACUAGCCAGAAUGUAAUUCAGUUUCCCCUUGUUUUUAUCAAAUUUAUCUGUCUUGACCAAUAUCCUAACAAAGCUUUUUUCUCAUGCGUUUGAGUAUUCAAAAGUAUACAGAGUUUUCUAACAUAUAGUAUUAUACAGGAUGCCUAGCUAAUGGCAUCUUGUACUCUCUGAAUUAUUUUUUCAUCAUUUGAAGUCCUUUGUUAUAUCACUGUCAGUAAUUUUAAGAAAAAGUGCUGGAGCUGUUAAAAUCUGUGAAAUUAGUGAGGAUAACACUUUAGGACAAGUGAUAAACUUAUUCAGAAAAAUGAUGCUUGAUAUAUUAUAGUUUGUGUACAAGCUAGUUACACUGUUUGCAACUUGUUCAAUACCUUAGUUUAUUUUUUAACAAUUUCCUGCAGUGCCUUAUUUUUUUUCUUUUUUAACAAUUGUGUAAAAUUACCAUUUAUGACCCCGUUGGUUUCAUCAUCCUCUAUUAAAUAGUAUUUUGAUUUGGAUAACCUAAUAAUAUACAUGAUUAAUCUUAA
Stylophora pistillata is the source of this 2269-nucleotide messenger RNA. RefSeq names its product SPRY domain-containing protein 7. NCBI's taxonomy places the organism in Eukaryota, Metazoa, Cnidaria, Anthozoa, Scleractinia, Pocilloporidae. The record is from RefSeq and is a predicted model, not a curated record. Gene Ontology annotation, molecular function: protein binding.